AUGGCUUCAGAUCAAGGGCAAUGCCAGAGAUGCCAAAAGGAGGCAACUCACGCCAAUGGUCUUUUUUGCGGAUUCCAUUCAAAGCAAGUCUUUGCCCUCUACAAGGGUUACAAGCGACGCAAUGCCCUCCUGGAUACUCUGGACAAUGAGGCCCCCGAAUACCUCAAGAACGCUCAGGAACCCCUUGCCAACGACGACUUUGAGUCGAUUGACAACGAAAAGACUCUCCGAGAAGUCCACUCUCAUCUCUUCGACAAAUAUGUCUUGCUCGGCAACGUCAUUGACGCACGCAAGCUUCACCACAAGCAUUUCUACUCCCUCAACGUCGACUAUGGCCACCAGGCAUACAUUGAUAAGCUCAUCAGCCAGCGUCACAUUGUUAUGAAGGCCAUGCAAAGAGUCGAAAAGCGCACCACUCAAGUCUUGUAUCAGAAAGAGAAAUGGUUCGCUUGGGUUCGCGAGGUUCAAGAGGAGGAGGAAGCCAAUGAUGAGAAAGAGCAGAAGAAGGUCAAGCAGGAGGCUGCACUGUUCAAACGUCACGUCAAGAAGCUGGAGGGUAGACUUGCCAGGAUGCGACAGAAGGAGGAGCAGAAGCGUCAAGAUGCGUACCUCGAGGAUGCAUAUAGGGAACGCAUGGCCAUGGCGGCUGAGGAAGACGACGAAGCAUGGGAUCCUAUCGAGGAUAUGGAGCACCUCAAGCGGAACCGCUAUAUCGACUUGAUCAAGCAUUUCCUCUGGCUAAACACCACGGAAGAAGGGGAGGAGGAGCUUCCUCCGCUGGAAGAGAUUCCUCCUCUUGAACCCUCACCCCCUCCUGAGCCCGCGAAGCCUUCCAAGAAGACGAAGAAGAAGGCGAAAGCCAAGGCCGCCAAAGCUGGCGGCCAGAGCUCUGCCCAGCCAUCCGGCUCGACCCCCACCGGCCAGGGAAGGCUCAUAGCAACAUUGAAGGAGGGCAGGUACCCUAUGCCCGGCGGCGGUGCUGAGCUACAAGAGCCGGACAGGAACAACAUCGAGACUGAAGAAGAGAUGCGAAACCGCCUCAGCCAUGGAGUGAAGAAGAACUACGACGACGUCUGGGGCUUCCAGAUCGUGGGGACACUGGAGAACCCCUACGAGACCCACGAGAAGACGGCACCAAUGACCAACGACGAGAUUGAGUCCACCGUCAGCGACAUUAGACAGAUCAAGCACCUGCUGUUUUGUCGUCUGCUGGUUGGACACGCCUCCAUGCUGCCUGCUGCUCUCCGUGCCAACAGCGUCGAGGAGUUUCUCAAUGACCCUCAGGUCGCCGAAUCGGAUCUGCGAGAUCUCUGCCUCAAGGUUGAGGAACCUACUCUACAGGACGUUCGAGAUGCUUGUGCAGAUUUUGCCCGUGGUGACGAAGCAGAGGAGGGAGAAGAUGUCGAUGAGGCUGAAGAAGAAGACGAGGACGACGAAACCUUUGAAGAGCUGCUCAACGGCGAUAGCCGCUAUAAGAAUCUCCAUACCGACGACUGGCUCCUCGAAAACUUUCUCGAAAAGCUUGAAAAGCAUGAAAAGCAGAACCUGUCUAAGAAGAAGAAGAAGAAGAAGAAGAAGAAGCAAAAGUCAAAGAAAAAGACAAAGGUCACCGUCUGCGGCAAGAGCAUCUGGAACCACGCCAGCGAAAAGGCCAUGUCUCGAGACGGUUGGCUUCAGUUCUCGGUCAUGGCCAAGGAUUGCGAUCUGAAGCACGCCAUCCAGCUCUGUCGAAACUGGAACGAGUUUUCGGAUCUGAACCUGCUCACCUUGUGGCAGUACUUCCCAGCUUCGAACUGGGUUUCUUGGGGUAACAACCGGCUCAUCCAGCAGCUUCAAGAGUUGGGCUUCUUCCCUUACUUUGUCGAUUUUGAGGCUCAACAGCACAGCCGGUACAACCAAGUUGGUGGUCGAAGCUCAAACCGACGCCAACACGACAUUGUCGAGACGCGAAACAUCAUCGUGGGCCACAUGAAGCGGAACGACCCCAUCACCCGCCGCUUCCUGCAGUACCUGUUGAUGCGGACGGGAGAACUGCUGAUCAUGGUGCGAGAUGGAAAGACAGGGCGUGUCAUCACUGCGCCUCCCAAGGAGGAGCUCUGGACGUUUCGCAUGAAGCAGGGUCUUGGAAGGGCCUCCAAGAAUGAGUGGCGCAACGUUUUGGAGGUGGGACCUUUGUACUUUGACAUGACUGAUAUGAUCCGAGAAUGGCGGUUCGGGUUCGAUGACUAUUACGACGUCUUUAUCUGGGACUUUGUUCCUUGCCAGUCAUCUCUGGACAUGUACAACGUUGUCAUCACGGAACUGCGAAAUGCAUGGCGCAUCAAGCACCCUCGCGACGUGUAUCAACACAUGAAGCCCCUCUUAACUAGCAUGACAAGAGAGAAGGAAACAAUGCGCACGCGUUUGAUCAAGCCUGACGAAAAGGUGGAAAGCCUUUGGGACACCAUCAUGGACGAGAGGAGCGAAUUCAGACUCUUCGACAUCAAGGGGCAUAGCGUCAAGUGCCGCACCGGUGACGAAGACAGGUCGCCCUACAUGUUCUACAACGACGUCAACGUUCUCGAGGAUGAGAUCCUGUUCCCAGAUGAGCUUGUCUCGAACAAGAAGAACGUGCCCUUCCGGGAGAUCAGAAACGGUGGAAUGGAGGCGUUCACAAUGGGCGAGGAUCCCAUGAAGGCUCUGAAAGCUGUCAAGGACCGCGACGAUAACAGUAUCUGGUCUCUACCGAAAGUUUGGGAGACUGGUCUCAAACAAGCUCGCAAGGAGACGCUCUCGGACGCACAACGCAACCUCCUCAAGCGUACUGGUUUGACUACCCCUCAGAAGAGCAUGAGCCUUGACCAGCGACUGAACAAGUCGGAUCCCAUGGAGACGAUGGAACGGGAUAGAUCUUUCGGUGAGUCAGCCCACCUACACCUUUAA
Messenger RNA from Fusarium vanettenii 77-13-4, 2922 nucleotides. RefSeq lists its product as uncharacterized. The transcript is spliced from 4 exons. Bases 1 to 2922 code for a protein of 973 amino acids. The record is from RefSeq and is a predicted model, not a curated record. NCBI's taxonomy places the organism in Eukaryota, Fungi, Ascomycota, Sordariomycetes, Hypocreales, Nectriaceae.